AUGCUUUGCUCCUCUUGCCUUGGGGUUUGCGCACUGCUAACCCUGCUCUUCGGGGCUCUUCACCCAUUUUCUCUGCUCCAGGCCUACUCCUCAGUCCCAGUCAGCAACAUGAACUCGGGCCUGGGCUCCAUGAAUUCCAUGAACACCUACAUGACCAUGAACACCAUGACCACAAGCGGCAACAUGACCCCAGCUUCAUUCAAUAUGUCCUACGCAAAUCCGGGCCUGGGCGCUGGCCUGAGCCCCGGCACGGUGGCUGGCAUGCCCGGGGGCUCCGGGGGCGCCAUGAACAGCAUGACAGCGGCGGGAGUGACGGCCAUGGGGACUACGCUGAGCCCCGGCGGCAUGGGCGCCAUGGGCGGGCAGCCUGGGGCCUCCAUGAACGGCCUGGGCCCCUACGCCGCUGCCAUGAACCCCUGCAUGAGCCCCAUGGCGUACGCGCCGUCCAACCUGGGCCGCAGCCGGGCUGGGGGCAGUGGAGAUGCCAAGACUUUCAAGCGCAGCUACCCGCAUGCCAAGCCGCCCUACUCUUACAUCUCGCUCAUCACCAUGGCCAUCCAGCAGGCCCCCAGCAAGAUGCUCACGCUGAGUGAGAUCUACCAGUGGAUCAUGGACCUCUUCCCCUAUUACCGGCAGAACCAGCAGCGCUGGCAGAACUCCAUCCGCCACUCGCUGUCCUUCAACGACUGCUUCGUCAAAGUGGCGCGCUCCCCGGACAAGCCGGGCAAGGGCUCCUACUGGACGCUGCACCCGGACUCGGGCAACAUGUUUGAAAACGGCUGUUACUUGCGCCGCCAGAAGCGCUUCAAGUGCGAGAAGCAGCCAGGGGCCGGGGGCGGGAGCGGGGGCAGUGGGGGCGCCAAGGGCGGCCCCGAGAGCCGAAAGGACCCCUCGGCCUCUGCCAAUGGCAGCGGCGACUCGCCCCUUCAUCGGGGGGUUCACAGUAAGGCCGGCCAGCUAGAGGGCGCACCGGCCCCGGGGCCCGCUGCCAGCCCCCAGACUCUGGACCACAGCGGGGCGAGCGCUACAGGGGGCGCGUCGGAGCUGAAGACUCCGGCCUCCUCAGCUGCGCCCCCAAUCAGCUCUGGGCCUGGGGCUCUGGUAUCGGUGCCCCCGUCCCACCCGGUGCAUGGGCUGGCGCCUCACGAGUCCCAGCUACACCUCAAAGGGGAUCCCCACUACUCCUUCAACCACCCCUUCUCCAUCAACAACCUCAUGUCUUCGGAUCAGCAGCACAAGCUGGACUUCAAGGCGUACGAGCAGGCGCUGCAGUACUCGCCCUACGGCGCCGCGCUGCCCGCCAGCCUGCCGCUGGGCAGCGCCUCGGUGGCCGCGCGGAGCCCCAUCGAGCCCUCAGCCCUGGAGCCGGCCUACUACCAAGGUGUGUAUUCCAGACCUGUCCUAAACACUUCCUAG
This is a messenger RNA of Miniopterus natalensis, 1416 nucleotides long. The record is from RefSeq and is a predicted model, not a curated record. NCBI's taxonomy places the organism in Eukaryota, Metazoa, Chordata, Mammalia, Chiroptera, Miniopteridae.